AUGGCGGACUCUGCUGCGCCUGCCGCCAAGCGUCAAAGGACGGGAGAUGACGAUGGUGGUGAUACCGUUGGCCGCCUCGUCUUCCAGCGUCGGUGGGAAGGUGCUAUCGAGCGGGUUAAGAAGUUCCCAGAAGAAGCCAACCCCACCACAGACCCGACCCCGUUAGCCCUGGCUUGUCGGCUCGGCGCUCCGGCCAAGUGUGUCAAGGCGAUUCUGAAUGCUUGCCCGGAUAAACUUCGUCACUUUGUCGACUCACGAGGCACUCCACUCCAUGAAGCCAUUGUAUGUGAACAUGUCGGUGCAGAUGUAAUUGGUACCUUGUUGGAAGCCGACGAAGCCCUGGGGACAAAAACGGUCAGGGCUGCCUUACUACAAGACAUUGAUGGAUUCACACCUCUUCAUAUACUCAUUCGAAGGAGGUUCCAGUCGCACAUUCUUACAGACGAUGGUCUGAUUCAGAUACUUGAAAUGCUCGUCAAGAGCUGUGCCAAAGCAGUUGUGGUCCCUGACCGAGGAGAGUACGAGGAACCGCCCAUUGUCUAUGCUCUCAAGGCAAAUCUAUACGCUCCCCUAUUGGGAUCUGAAGACGCUACCACGGCACGGGUGGAAAGGAGAAUCUACGAAAUGGUGGCCUGCAUGCUUCAACAUUAUCCAGAUGCCGCAUGCUGUGUGUUUGCAGGCUACAGAGGACAGUAUACGGCAAUUCACUCUGCCGUCUUUCACGGACGAUCCCCACAUACGUUGGAGCUUCUCUUGAACGCUGAAUCUAGAACUCACACAUCUUCCAAGGCGUGCAUGUUAGGCAAUACACAAGGAGAAAUGCCUCUUCACUUUUGUACCAUGCGUGGUGAGCCGCCCCAGUCUGUCGCUCUCUUGGCAAAGGCAGCACCUUGUGGUACGUACACUGGUGUGUUCUCGCAAAGCAACGACCAAACCAAAUCAUAUCACUCACUUUGUGUUUAUUUGCUUGUAAUAGCAUUAAUAUCCUUCGCUACGCUUCUCCUCAGACAUCUCUGCAGAUGA
Molecule: messenger RNA, 1023 nt
Organism: Seminavis robusta
Lineage: Eukaryota; Bacillariophyta; Bacillariophyceae; Naviculales; Naviculaceae
Source: the annotation of a GenBank genome assembly